Molecule: messenger RNA, 4137 nt
Organism: Vicugna pacos (alpaca)
Lineage: Eukaryota; Metazoa; Chordata; Mammalia; Artiodactyla; Camelidae
Gene: HMG20A
Product: high mobility group 20A
Biological process (GO): regulation of gene expression
Cellular component (GO): nucleus
Source: RefSeq, a predicted model, not a curated record
GGACUGUUAGCCCAUUUCGUGCUGGAGCACCGUAGGUCUGCCUGCCGUCGAAUACAGAAUGUGUCUUCAAGGACUCAGCACAUAGUAAUUACCAAUUUAAGCCCCAAUACUUCCUGCGGACCUUAGCAAUUUAAAAAACUACAUUUCCCAGAAACCUCAGCGAAAACGAGCCUCACCUUGCGUAACCACGUAGUCCUUCGCCGCCUUCCAACAAAAUAAUCCCUUCAUUUUUCUGAAGGUAUGGGGAAUAAUAUUUCAUUUUUCUCCUCACCGGAACACUCUUAAAAGCUGCGAUAAGAGAAGUUACCUUUGAGAAGGUGGUUAAGCGAUUAGGUAAAGGGAAAGAAAAGACAUCAAAAUAAAGUACUGCGGAGGAAUUUUUGUCAAGCUGUGAGACGGCGGAGUGAGAAGAGUGAAGGCGAUUGAGAGGGGCUCAGGGAAUUGUCCUCUGUGCCAGGGACUUUCUUUAGGCCCCAGGCCCCUGCCUGCCCCUAUCGUCAGCAGUGUCGUUUCACAGCUGCGAGUUUGAACUGAAGAAAGCAGAGUAAAAUGUAAGAAAAUAGAGGAGCAAUGUUCCUUGAACCAGUAAGGAUCCUUGCCCUAGAGCUGUUAACUAAGAGAUGGAAACCUUGAUGACUAGUUCCACCCUGCCUCCCCUUUUUGCAGAUGAAGAUGGCUCCAAGGAGAGUAAUGAUCUGGCUACAACUGGGUUAACCCACCCAGAGGGUCCGUACAGCGGUGGAGCCGCGUCAUCCACCAACAAUCCGGAAUUUGUGGAGGAUCUCACCCGAGGUCAGCUGCUUCACAACGAGCCUUCAGGUACAGCGGAAGGCAGUGAACAGCGGCACGAAGAUGAGCAAAGAAGUAAACGAGGAGGCUGGUCCAAAGGAAGAAAGAGGAAGAAACCUCUUCGAGACAGCAAUGCACCCAAGUCCCCCCUUACAGGAUAUGUUCGGUUCAUGAACGAGCGUCGAGAACAGCUUCGAGCAAAAAGACCAGAAGUCCCGUUUCCAGAAAUUACAAGGAUGUUAGGCAAUGAAUGGAGUAAACUUCCUCCUGAGGAAAAACAGCGCUACCUUGAUGAAGCAGACAGAGAUAAGGAGCGUUACAUGAAGGAACUGGAGCAGUAUCAGAAGACUGAGGCCUACAAGGUCUUCAGUAGGAAAACCCAGGACCGUCAGAAAGGCAAAUCUCACAGGCAAGAUGCAGCUCGACAGGCUACUCAUGAUCAUGAGAAAGAAGCAGAGGUAAAGGAGCGGUCUGUUUUUGACAUCCCUAUCUUCACGGAGGAAUUCCUGAACCACAGCAAAGCUCGGGAGGCGGAGCUCCGCCAGCUUCGAAAAUCCAACAUGGAGUUUGAGGAGAGGAACGCAGCGCUGCAAAAGCACGUGGAAAGCAUGCGCACAGCCGUGGAGAAGCUGGAGGUGGACGUGAUCCAGGAGCGGAGCCGCAACACGGUCUUACAGCAGCACCUGGAGACCCUGCGCCAGGUGCUGACCAGCAGCUUCGCCAGCAUGCCCUUGCCUGGAAGUGGAGAGACGCCUACAGUGGACACAAUCGACUCGUAUAUGAACAGACUGCACAGUAUUAUUUUAGCGAAUCCCCAAGACAAUGAAAACUUCAUAGCGACAGUUCGAGAAGUUGUGAGCAGGCUUGAUCGUUAGGGGAUGGGCUUAGAGCUCCAAGAUGUUCUGUAAGUGGUUUUACUUGUUUGGAAUGAGAAGCCAUCCAUGGAAAUUUGAAUUGAGUGGAGGCCCAGAGGGAGUACAGAUUACUCAGCUUGUGGAAAAACUGUCAGCUUUGAGUUAAAUGCCUUCACCCCAGGAAGCCAUAUGAGGGACCAGCAGAAGGAACAUGUACGUGAAACUUCCUAUGGAAUCGUCCUUGUGAGGCUUUGAAAGUGUCCAGCCGCUCCCCCGAGUCUCCAGUUUCCUUUCGUCUCCAUUUCUGCUCAAGUGGGUCCGCACAUGGUCUGCUGACCAGCCGCCCCCGGGACUGAUGUCUUUGCAGCAGAAAGGAAGCCUUCUCAUUGUUCGGCUUCAGAUCGGACUCUUAUCAGUGGCUUAGUGGCUUUGUCAGUGGUUUUCCUACCUAGCUGUCACUUUUUCUUAUGCCUUUGGGGGUUAUUUUUAUUGCCUUCACCCCCACCAAGUCAGACGUCUCCAUUUUCUGACCUCUGGGCUUUGUUGCCCAGCAGGGUUCUGAAGGAGAGUUUCUCUCAUUGGACAGGCCAAUCUUCUCCCAUCAUUGUCCUGCUGUGACUCAAAGAAAGGAGCUUCCUGUUGGCAGUGUCCCGUGGAGCGAGGCUGUGUUUCCUGCCCCGCACAGCGCUCAGUGGGGGAGGCUUUGUGAUGGCUGCCCUGAAGGAGGAGGCUCUUUCCUUCCUCCUCGCCACUGCCUGCUGUUUCGGAAGCAUCGCUCCUGCCCGCACCCUGCGUCCCAGCCCCAGCAAGGCUCUUCUGUUCCCAUCUGUUGGCAAUGACUUGUAGAGCAUUUUGCCCAGGAAAAGGUCAUUGGCAAACAGGAGAGAACGAGAAAAGUCGUUUCUCAUUUGGUAUCGGAAAAAAACCCGAAGUCUGUCGUAAGUGAAAACAGAGGGAAUCCCUGUCUACUUGAGGUUUGCGGGUUCGUGGGCGUGGGUGGCAGACAUGUCGUUCAGAAUAGUCGCCAGCGGACAGAACAGGGCAGGAAGAGUUCUCAUGUCUGUUGUCUUCCUCCUGUGAUCAUAGCUGCAGAAUCUGUGUCUAAGGGACAGGCUUCUUUUCCUUCUUCCCCCUUAGUAAGUGUUUUGUUUGUUUGUUUGUUUGUUUAACACCAAAGGGGAAGAGCGGUCUCCGAUUCUCACCUCAGGGUUUGGUUGUGUGGUGUUGUGGUUUGAUUCUCUAGAGCACAAGGCUGACGGUUGCAGCUGAGAUCUUUGGAACCAAAGCAGGGCGUGCUGAGCCCAUUGCCUCGGCACCACUCCACCGAGGGCGGGUGGCAGUGUGGCCCCCUCGCAGUAUGCUCACAGGCCAGGGUGCGAGCCGGAAACCCCCUCAUGUUGCUGCACCAUCCUGUCUUCCCAGCAUCUCCUUCCCCAGUUUCUUUCUUAGCCCAAAGGAAAUAAAACAACAACAACAACAAUAAAAAAACAACCGUUUUAAAAUGUCUCACAUGAGCACACUUCAAAUUUCCAGGUACUGAAACCCACAAACCACCGCUUGGCAAUCUUUUGGAAUAAGAGCCCCUCAUUAUCUGUUGUGGUAAAUCUGGCCGCCUCACCUGCUUCUCUGUAUUUUCCUGUUUUCCUGUUCUCACCUGCUGUUCUGCCACUUCUCUCCCAGUCCCGCCUGCUAAGUCCCGAGCUGACACACACUGUCUAUGGCAGAAGGACAUCCGAGCCUGCUCUGGAAGUUUGUGUCUGCCUUCUGCCAAAUACUUUCUCUCCUUUCUUUCUUCCUCCUAGUGUUUCUCUCUGUUUCUCAUUUGUGUUAGUGUUGUGCAGCCCUGUUAGCAUUAUGGAGACCAGGAAAGGCUAUAACUUGGUCCAAAGAUCAUCACCUUCCUGACUCUAGAUAGGAUAUCUGACAAUGACUUGAAACACCUGCGUGUUCAGGAAUGCACAAGAUCUUGAAAGAGCCUACAGUCUGGUUAUCAUUUUCACAGAAUAACAGGCUGCUUUUGACAUGCCAGCUCUCCCAGUAGCUACACACCUGACUCACUGCUGGCUGGGAUUCAACUGCCACAAAACUGUCAGGCUCUGUGGAGCAGGUCUGCAUCACCUCCCCUCUCCUCUGUGCCCAGCCAAGAGGUAGCUAAUGAGGUCACAGACUAACACGAUAUACUUCACAGUAAACUUGUAGAUAUUGAACGUACAUGUUCUUCUCAAGAAAUACGUUGUUGCCUAUUCAGUGUUACGGAUUUCUUUCUUCUUAUUAAAACAUAAGGAGCAGCUGAGGAAAAUGAGACAAAAUGUUUUAUUUCUGACAAAAUAAAAUUUUAGGGAAAAAAUUGUGCACAUGUGUUUGGAACUGUUGAAAUGCCAAGUUUUCUGUACAAGUGUUUUUGUAAUUAAACUUCUAGAUUUUCUUUGUUUUUUAAGAAGUUGAUAUGCUUGCUUGACAUUUGCCUCAUUAAAACUUUUCUAUGUUGAAUCCA